Molecule: messenger RNA, 4738 nt
Organism: Pollicipes pollicipes
Lineage: Eukaryota; Metazoa; Arthropoda; Thecostraca; Pollicipedomorpha; Pollicipedidae
Product: soluble guanylate cyclase gcy-35
Exons: 15
Coding region: 576-2489 (637 amino acids)
Biological process (GO): response to oxygen levels; cGMP biosynthetic process
Cellular component (GO): guanylate cyclase complex, soluble
Molecular function (GO): guanylate cyclase activity; heme binding
Source: RefSeq, a predicted model, not a curated record
ACGCGGGCGCAGUGUCGGCGGAGCCGGAGCCGACCCGGCAGCGGCGGCGGCACGCGACACGGGGCCACCAGAGUCAGCACGGCCGGACUGGAGCUACUCGGGUCCACACAACCAGAUAACGGACGACCGACCGAAGAGGCGACCUGCUACCCAACUAACCAACCAACUCAUCGCCGAUCUAAUCCUAUCCAGUCGAGCGAUCCAGACCACGCAUAUAACGAACGAACGAACCAGCCGAACAACCGACCUGCCAACCCAUCAACCAGCUGAUCAGUCAAUCAACCCAGCCACUCAAAACCAAAUUGUACUUGGGAGUGAGACUCAGGGAAGAACUCGAGGGGCAUGGAAGAGGGACUGCCUGUUCGAGGACAGGUGAGGGCACGGACGGUGUGACGUCUAUUGGACCGUGGUGCCUGGGCCAAGUCGGCACAAAGCGGCCCCUGCCGAAGUUGAACACCACGUGACUGCCUCGACAAAUCUACGAACGGUGACUGGCGUAACGCAGGUGACGACAGUUUGCUGCCCACUGCGCAAGCCCGGCUGUCUGCCAGGCUGUGGACAGGUGGUCAGCUGAUAUGUACGGUCUCAUCCACAGCUGCGUCAAGGAGUGGGUACUGAACAACUACGGCAAGAACAAGUGGAAGGAAAUACUAGAAAUAUCGGGCGCCGACGACGAGCAGACCUUUCUCAACUUCCAGUGCUACCCAGACAAAGCCACGCUCGACUUCAUAGUCAUCGUCGUUGCUCACCUAGGCAUCAGCUUAGAAUACUUCCUGGAGGGCGUUGGCGUGCACUUUGUCGACUUUACCAUCGAAAAAGGGUAUGGUGAAAUGCUCCAUACACUCGGCAGAAACUUCCACGCAUUUUUGGAUAACCUCGACUACUUGCACUGCUACCUGAUGACUACCGCCUUCCCCGGGAUCGUGAUGCCGUCCUUCGCCUGCACUGAGGACCAGAAUGAUCCAAACGUGCUGUACGUGGACUACUACUCCCGGAGAGAGGGGCUCCAGGCGCUAGCCAUAGGUGCGUUACGGGGAUGCGCGAAAAAUUUUUACAAUUUGGCCGUUCGGUUUGAAGUCAUCUUUACGACGGAGGAAAAAAUAAAUGAAACAGACACCGUCCAUCACGUCAGAUUCAAGGUGACCCAGCUGGGUCGGCUCGAUUCACCGUCACUGGCCCUGGCCGAAACGGAGCGCGUCACCAGCCCGGCCUCGGUCGAAGUGGCGCCCUCCUCGCUGGCACCGCCCAACGUCAACUUCAUCAGCACGGCCGAGUUCUCCGCCAUCCACCCCUACCACUUCAUCUUCGAUAAGAACCUGAGCGUGAAACAGUACGGGUUCGGCAUCGGCGUGUUGUGCCCGAGCGUCCGAUCGUUCCCGGCUGUGAACGACUUGAUGGACCUCGUCUGGCCGUACACCACGCUCAGCUACGAGAACGUCGAACGCUUCAAGAACCUGGUGUUCCAGUUCGCCGUCACCAACGGCACCAAAAAGACUGAGGGCACCGUUCUGCGAGGCGAGCUGGUAUUCCUGGUGAAUGAUCUGGUGCUCUUCUUGGGGAACCCGAUGGUUAACAGUCUAAAGGAGCUGGCCGACCGUUCACUGAAGAUCUCCGACAUCCCGCGCUCCGACUCAACUCGAGAACUGAUCCUGCUGAAGCAUCAGCGGAGUACAGAGUUUGACCUCAUGCAGCGGCUGGAGGCGACAACGGCCGAGCUGAAGCGGACGGCCGCCGCGCUGGAGCGGGAGAAGGAGAAGACGGACCGGCUGCUGCACAGCAUGCUGCCGCCCGAGGUGGCGCACAAGCUGAAGGGCGGCAGUCACGUGCAGGAGGCGUUCGAGAGCGCCACAAUUUUGUUCAGCGACAUCGUGACAUUCACGGUGAUAGCCUCCAAGUGCGAGCCCCAUCAGAUUGUGAUGCUGCUCAACGAAAUGUACACGCGGUUCGAUGCGGCCACCGAGAGCAACUGCGUGUACAAGGUGGAGACGAUCGGCGACGCGUACAUGGUGGUGGGCGGGAUCCCCACACGGGCGCCGGACCACGCCACGCGCGUGGUAGGCCAGGCAAUCGACAUGGUCCGACUGGCACGCGAGGUGGCUCACCCCUUGACUGGAGAACCGGUCCAGAUCCGGGUGGGCGUGCACACGGGCCCGGCCGUGGCCGGCGUGGUGGGCCAGAAGAUGCCCCGCUACUGCCUGUUCGGUGACACGGUGAACGUGGCCAGCCGGAUGGAGUCGCACGGCGUGCCCGGUCGCAUCCACAUCAGCGCCAACUGUAAACGGAAGCUAGAAGCGGAGAAGAGCAACGAGUUCAUCCUGGAGCCACGCGGCCCGACGGAGAUCAAGGGGAAGGGCCUGAUGGAGACGUUCUUCGUGUGCACGCCGUUCGACCCGUGCCCGCCGCCGAACCAGAAGAUCCAGGUCGGCGGUUCCAAACGGAAGAAUGGAACGCUGCGGCGGCGGGAGAGCGGGGUGUGUCACAUGCAGUGAAGGUCGCGGCACUGAGAACAUGACAGAGCCCGGCACGGCACCGCGUGCAGUGGUCCAUAGCGGGUGGUAGCAAUAUCUUUUUUCUUUUGUCACUGAGUGUGUUGACAUGGCUUGCUUAAUGAGGCACCAUAGAAUGUCCAAAAAGAAUUCGAUGAGCAUUUUCAAAAUCGCGUGCUUCGCCGGGCGCAGCAGCCGAGUAGUUAUCAUUUUUGGCUCCUCCGUUUGAGCUCGGGUUCACAUUGAUGUAACGCCGUGGUCCCUUAUCGCCACCAUGGCCCAGCGGUCGCUGCAGCUCCAUAACAAGGAGUUAAACCUGUUAUGCCCACAUUCAGACAUUUUAACCCAAACAAGACGAUGUUCAAUGGUUUGAUUUUUUCUUAGUGGUUAAAAAUGGCAAACUGUUAAACAAAUAUAGACGAACUGUUUGAAAUAUAGAAGAACCUUCAAAGGCAACUAGCAGGACGACUCCAUGGAAACGUAUUUAGCUCCCUGAAAUCUCAUACGCGUAGUGGCCAGCGACAUUUUGCCUUAUUUAGUAUUUUGUUUUCUUCUUGUGCCACCCUCUUCAGAGACUUAAACAGUGCAUCUGCAUAAGGCGUAAAUUUUUAGAUGCGUCAUAACAUCUUGACAUGCAUUGAUGUCGGAUUCGUGAAAAUGCGUACCUGGUACUGUGUGCAUAGUUGAUUUCAUGUAAUUAACGAUCUGGUUGCGAGGGGGUCGCAGACUUUGAGUAAUGUGCGACUGUGAUGCGGAGAAUCACCGAUUUGUUGUUCGCAUUUCAUCACGAGUGUUUUGGGGCAUGUCAAUGUUACCGCCUGGCUCUGGACUCCUAGAGGGUCGCUGCCAGGCAACAAGGCCCACGGUCAAUGUGGCCUCCGUUGGUGAGCGACACGGCACUUCGUGUUUUUCGCACCAGCACGGCGUCGUUGGGUAUGAACUGCACUGCAGACGUCAGCUCGUCUCGGAAAUAGCGGCCGGUCAUCUCCGCUCUCGGCCGGCCGGCUGCGUAUUGCGGCUAGAAACGGUCUCGCUCCCCAGCGGCUGGCAUCAUUCUUUGGCCUGCUGAACGAAGAGCUCCUCUUAUUGCAUUAUUUGCGACCGUACUCCCAAGGGUAUUCAUUUUCCUGCUCCUGAUUUGAUUUCGUUUAUGAUACCAAUAUCAUGUUGAGGAGGAAUGUCUUGUUACGGACGCUCUUGCUACCGCAGUUUCUCAUAACAUCACAUGCUGUACGGUGUUUGUUUUUAGUUGAGCCGGUUCCAAUAGUUACUAUUCAGUUUGCAAUUACGUGUUCAGAGAACUUAAACACGCCUCACUCGACCAUCGAUAUUUAGUGCGCUGGCCCGUCCUGCCCUCGCUGCGCUAGAGUGAUAUCGCGAGUGUGCACACAAACGUUCUCACGCGCUGUGGGCGAAGCCAGGAAUAAAAAAGGCGACGCAUUUGCUAAAACUCAAGUUGGACCCCGGGGUUGAGAAACCAGCCCGCUGUUUUUAAAAGAACAUGUGUUCGUGGAGGGACAAUUGGGACAAUCGUGUGCGACAAUUCAAAGGUGAGGUGCUCUAUGGAAGUACUUCACUUCCCCGGAACGGGAAGCCUCCUGCCGCGUCUUUGAUGCGAUAAAUGCAGUGAUCUCGAUGUCUCAGGCGGUCCCGAGCGGUCGUUUGAGUACCGCCUCUGUUUGCUAAUUGUUUCGACGGAUGUUCCGUGACUCCUGGUGUCAUUCGCUUUCAUGGUGAUUGAUAAUCAAAACGAAUCGCUCACACGUAGCACACAAUACCUCCCGUGGGUGCAAAGCUCUGAUUUGCGGAGCCAUUGCCGGCAUUGCGGUCGCAUCGAGUCAUCUUGACAUGCCAGGUGUCAUCUGCUAGGGACAUAUAUAAUAUCAAUGACACGCAUCGUUUCAUUUCCUGGGCAUCUGUUCGUCUCACCGCGCCACCCGUGUCCGUGUUAUCUGUAUCUAUAGUCUUAAAUGUGCAGGAUCUGACACGGAAUGCAUUGUGACAUGUGCAGUCAUCCCUGGCCACGUUUUGCGGGCUCCAGUUCGCCCAGCUGUUCCAGCUUAGUCGGGCCCUGGCCCGUGGCCCGCCAGGUGAGCGCGCGGCCGUGCGGCUGGAGGCUGCGGUGCCGGUGUUAGCUCGUGGCCCCACCUCGUCACCGCUGUUUGCCUGCUCUGCCCGACGCUGCGGCCGCCUCCACGUGCUGGCAAUCCCGGCUCCUGCAGUCCCCGGGUGGUACACUCUAAUACACCAAC